This is a messenger RNA of Neurospora tetrasperma FGSC 2508, 537 nucleotides long. RefSeq lists its product as uncharacterized. Bases 1 to 537 code for a protein of 178 amino acids. The record is from RefSeq and is a predicted model, not a curated record. The transcript has a single exon. Lineage: Eukaryota; Fungi; Ascomycota; Sordariomycetes; Sordariales; Sordariaceae.
AUGAUCACUUGCGAAUUCCUCCUUUUCAUCCUCCUCUUCCUCUCCUCCACCGGCGUCGCCCUUCCGACAUCCACCACCACUACCAACUCCUCCUCCUCCUCUGGCUUCUACCUCCCCCGCCCAAUUUCCUACCCCACCGCCUUGAUCGGCCCCCGCGAAGAAGGUCCCAAAACCUUCUGCAAGAACUACGGCCCUGUAAUCGACCAAACUUCCGCAGGCUCCCCCUACAGCGUCGACUGCAAGCAGAUCUCCAUCAACGUUGGCGCGGGCGGCUCGUGGAAGUGGGCGACGGGUUCCAAUCCAAAGAUCAUCGCCAAGUACGGCACCUGUCUGGUGGGCGUGGAGGGAGGGGAGGGCGUGCUCUGGGGAAAUUGGCUAAGAACCGGAAACGAGGAUGUGGUCUGGAUGAUUGAAGAGACGCUUAAACUGCCGUUCUAUAAGGGGGAAAAGGUGGGCAGUAAGGGGACUAUGGAGUGUACUACUUUGACGUUGCCACAUCGGGAUUUUGCUAUCAAAUGGGGGGUUUGGCAUACGUAG